Molecule: messenger RNA, 4109 nt
Organism: Chelmon rostratus (copperband butterflyfish)
Lineage: Eukaryota; Metazoa; Chordata; Actinopteri; Chaetodontiformes; Chaetodontidae
Gene: amd1
Product: adenosylmethionine decarboxylase 1
Exons: 9
Coding region: 189-1199 (336 amino acids)
Biological process (GO): spermidine biosynthetic process; spermine biosynthetic process
Cellular component (GO): cytosol
Molecular function (GO): adenosylmethionine decarboxylase activity
Source: RefSeq, a predicted model, not a curated record
CGGCGAUAUUAGCUAGCACUCGCUUACGGUAUUCUCUGCAAAAGGGAAGACGGCAACUUAAGAAAAUCAACACCUGGAUUGCUUUAAGGACAGUACCUCAAUAAAUUAUAACUGAUCGAGCAAGGACUUAUUAAGUUGUAAACGUUACAACCGACGGUUCAUAUUUUUUGUUGGGUGUCUGUUGUCUCAUGAUGGAAGAUAACGGUGCACAUUUCUUCGAGGGGACUGAGAAGCUGUUGGAGGUGUGGUUCUCUCGGCAGGAUGAGACCAAAGGAACCGGAGACCUCCGUACCAUCCCAAGGUUUGAGUGGGACAAACUUUUGGAGAAUGUGCAUUGUUUGAUCAUAAGUGUGACAAAGUCUGACAAGCAGGAAGCUUAUAUACUCAGUGAGAGUAGCAUGUUUGUCUCCAAGAGACGUUUCAUUUUGAAAACGUGCGGAACCACCCUCUUACUGCAAGCACUGGUGCCUCUGCUGGAACUCGCCAGGGAGUACUGCGGUUUCGAUGCCAUCGAGAAUUUCUUCUACUCCCGCAAGAACUUUAUGAAGCCAACCCAUCAAGAGUUCCCUCAUCGAAACUUCCAGGAGGAAGUGGACUUUCUCAGCCAGAUUUUCCCAAAUGGCGCAGCCUACUGUAUGGGACGUUUGAACUCUGACUGCUGGUACCUGUUUACCCUGGACUUACCAGAGUACUGGGAGAACAAGCAUGCGGAUCAGACGCUGGAAGUUCUGAUGAGUGAUCUCGAUCCAGCCAUCAUGGACCAGUUCUAUAUGAAAGAUGGUGUUUCUGCAAGUGAUGUCACUCGUAUGAGUGGAAUUCGUGACCUGAUACCAGGUUCUGUGAUCGAUGCCACAAUGUUCAACCCUUGUGGAUACUCAAUGAAUGGAAUGAAGGCUGACGGAACUUACUGGACCAUCCACAUCACCCCGGAGCCAGAGUUCUCCUACGUCAGCUUCGAAACCAACCUCUCCCAGACAUCGUACGAUGAUCUGGUCAGGAAGGUGGUGGAGGUGUUCAAGCCAGGAAAAUUUGUGACUACGCUUUUUGUCAAUCAGAGCUCCAAAUGUCGCAGCGUCUUUUCUUCUGCCCAGAAACUCGAGGGCUACAAGCGUCUCGACCGCCAGUUGGCUCAAUUCAACGACUACAAUUUUGUCUUCACAAGCUACGCCCAGAACCGCCAGCAGAACCAGCAGAGCUGAGGGUUGAAGAUGAAGAAGAGGCGUAAAAAGAAAGGUGGCCGCUCGGGACUCCCCCCUUGCGGCCAGCUUCACCCCCCAGUAGCGAGCUUGUCGUCCUCCUUCCCCCUCCUCCGCCCCUUUUGUUGCCGUCAUCGUUCAGAAUCUUCCGGUGCUGACGCGGCCGCGAGCCCUAGUUUAACCUCCAGUUUGAGUUGUUUGCAUUGUUGUAACUGUGACUUAGAUCUCUUGCAUGAAAGCUCUUUUCUCUGUUUCGAUAUUCUAGCUCACUCUUGCUGUGAUCUUGAAGUGCAUGUAGAGGAAUUAAACACGCUCUGUUUGAGACUGUCCACCUGUGCCCGGUACGACGGUCCCUUCCUGCAGGUGUCCCCCCUCAUCCCCCACAGACAAGGCUUCCGCCCGCACUAGGCCAGGGCCCUGACAUGCUCAGAUCAGUCGGCCUCUUUAUGAGCUCAGCCUGUCCAUUUUUUAAAAUUUGCAAAUUCCCCAACCAGCCUCUAAUUCACCCUCCAAUGUAACAAUCGGUAUUUAUGAUCCACCAAUUUUUGAGUGCACUUUAAAGACCUGUUUACUCUUGGUACUAAAAGGCCAACCUUCUGUCUCAAGUCUGAUUGAAUGUAUAAGUCGUGGUAAGCUUUUGGCCUUUCUAUUCAUUGUCGUAUGUCAAACGAAUGCCAUACUUUCUGUUUAAUGUCGCACUACUGGAUAAAAGGUUUGCAGCUUAUUGGUAAUUGUGCUCUUCUUUUGCUGUGAACUGCACUAAAGUGAAAGACUUUCUGCUCUGCUGGGCUUUGAGGCCGACUCCAACACCUGCAUUCAUUCAUUUGUGCUCCUCCACCUCGACAAUCAUAUAGCCCUUGCGUUUCCCCAAAUAGACAGGCUUUUAAAGUUGUAUGCCUAUGAAUAUGAAUCAUUCACACCAUUUGACAUGCGCACUUUGCUGCAUCCAGGGUUAUUUUUGUACAGUGUGCUGUGUCUAUAGGAAGCUUCUAUACUAUAGAUGCCCAGUCAUGUUCAGCACUCUAAUUUUCCACAUUCACACCAAAUGAUUAGAUGGAAAAUGUUCAAAGUGAAUGUAGCACAGGCUGUGUAAAGCCACAGUCUGCCGCCCCCCCCCCCCCCCCCCCCCCCCCCCCCCCCCUCCCUCCUAUCUUUCGAAUGUACACGUCUCUAGAGAAAAGCCUGGACCGGGUUUGAGCUGAAUGUACGACUCCAGGAGAGCACCCCCAACCCCCACCCUCCUCUUCCCUCCCACACACACAGCUCACAAUGACCUCUGCUGAGCAGCCAUUGUCCAGCUCGCAGCAGGUCUCCCCCUGCCAGAGUCAGACUGUCAGCUGGCCCCAGAACUGUGACAUGACGAGAGGCAGCCCUCCUGGCUGCGCCCGCUCUGAAUGGGAAAUAAUGAAUCAGACUCUUUUUGCUUAGUUGCCCAGCAAAGCAUUUUUCUUCUUCCCACAUAAUAUCCAUCCUCUCUCUGUCUCUUUCCGCCCCAUACAGAAAUCUGUGAGCACACAAUAGAAGCCCACCAGUCUGAGCAUGCCAGGGUGAUCCCGGAUCAUUCCACAUGUAACCGCUGCAUAAACUGCCAUUUUAUUACAUUUACUGUGCCCAGACAUUUUUUGCAGUGAAUUGGUCGAAAAUGUGACUCCCCUAGCAGUUUUCUUUUUCUUUUUGUUUGGAUCAAUGCCCUUUGUCCGUCGAGGGGGAAAAUCCUGUGACACUAUGGUGCAUGUGACUACUAGUGCUGUGUUGCUUGACAGUGUAGUGUAGCGCCGUCUCUUCCUCCUUUUGUCAGUAGGUCUGUGCUUCACCUUCCUCUUGUUUUACCAGCUGAAAGCGUAGUUGCGACUGCCGCAUCCUGAUGCGUUUUGGAUAGGCGGGGACUUUUAACUUUAGGGGUUGGGUCAACUUGUAAUUAAUGUUAUUUCAAGUUGUGGACAAGCGCUGAAAGCAGGUUAGAUCUCUUAUUCACGAAACAUUAGUCAAACGUCCAAGGUUCGCCCUCUGCUGCGGCGUUCAUGACACUUCUCCUGCCAGAGAACGCAGUUUGAAUUAUGAACCAGAGAAGACACGGCGGGGGUCUCAACCUGCUUUCAGCUCCGUGGUGCAGCACAAUCUGUUCUUUGAAAUAUCUGCGAUGAUCGCAUAAGCACCUGUAACAGUACGUUCAUCACCUAAGGCUCUCUGAGCCAGUUGGGGCAGUUCAUGUAAGAACAAGCAGUGAAGUUGACGCUGGAAUAGUUUCCCUCUAGUUUGUAUAUCAUGACGUUUGGGAGUGGUUUCGUUCUUUUCCUGAGGACCAAUCUCUGCCCUCACAUGGCCUGCUCUCAACCUGUCCGAUGUCUUGGGUGAUCUGCCAUGACUGUCGUAGGUUCUCUUUAAGUCACACAUUGAGGGAUUUCAAGUUGAAUGCUGUCUGUUCUUGGAUUAAGUAUAUUUUAGCCUUGUUGGUGUGGAUCAUUGCUAUCUUGUUUUAUUUUUUUAUACAGUGAACUCAAAAUGCAUUUUUGCAGUUGAACGGUAAUAGAGUUUUAUACAAAAAAAUAUUUUGUAUUUUUGCUGCGGACCAAUAUUCUCCUUUUUUUUUUUUUCUUCCCCUUUUUGUCCAGUUGUUUGUUUCGUUGUAAAACCAGUGUUCUGAAGUUAAGGGAUGACCUUUUCAAAGCUGACUAAAUGUUUGGUUUAUUACUUCACUUUCCCUUCCUCUGCGAAUCAUCUGAAAGACUGCAGAGGAGGGGGCAGUGAAAGCCUCCCCAGGUGAGAGGGUGCAGUUGCAGGAUGUAUCAGGAUGUACUGAUGGAGAAACUUUGCUGUUCUAAUUCUUUCUUUUGCUGUUCUUUGGAUGGUCAAGAUGUGCUAAAUAUAUCUGUGCUAUGAGCUUGAUGCUUCAAUAAAAAAGACUUAUCUGUG